CUUAAUCACAAACGCGCACUCAUCGAUGUCGAGCGUUGACACACCCACGAGGCGUUGCAGUUCAGUUUCAGACAACUUUUCCUCCCUUUUGGUGGUUUCUAGUCGUUAUCAUCUUAUUGAACAAACAUGGCUAAUCUUGGUCAAGGCGGACUCCCGGCAGCGGGCGCACCGCCGGCCCCGGGUGGUGCAGCAGGGCAACCUCAACCUCCACCUCCUCCGGUUGGAGGGGGUGCUCAAGGCGGCCUAGGCAUUGUCGCAGCCGCAGCUCCGCAGCAACCCAUCAACAUCCAACUCCAAGUCAACGAUUUGGCUCAACAAAUGGUGCGUGCACAAGACACGCGCGCGAUGGGUACUGCCGCAGAGGUCAUGGCCCACGGGGUGUGUGUUGGUCAAAUCACUGAAAUUUCGAUGCAGCCAGACCUGGAGUUAUGUCGCAAGGUAGGAUAUUUCUUUGUUCCCUUUUGAGUGUCUUUUUGUUCCAAUUGUUGCGAGUCUCUUACUUUUGGUCCCUUUCUAGUGUUACAGUAAAAAGGAAUUCGUCCUACACAUGUUCGCAAUUCACUCGCAGGUGAACAAGGAGCUUUUCAAGAAGCAGCUGCACCUGGCUACGAAAGGAGGAAUUGAGGAGAGGAGUUGUAACUCCAUUUACAAAUUCCUGUAUGCGUUAGCAUUCAACGGGGAGAAUGGUUCAGUCCUUAACUUUGCAGAGUCGAACCAACUUGUGCUGAUGGUGAAGAGUGCGGAAUUGUCGGAUCAGGAUAAGAUGCGCAUCUUCACGCAGACUCUCCUCAGUUCUGCGUCGGAAGUUGAACCGAAUCCACUUGCCCCAACGGAUGUGGCAGCAUAUCGGUUGAGAAUGGAAGCAUGGUGCUAAGUUUCUUUUGAGUUGGUUCUUCUAAAAAAAAAACGUUCUUGCUAUCUUCACGUAAGAGCUUUCUUCCCUGUCCAGGACUUCACUGCGUAAGACAGUGUUAUCAUUCUGGUUUCUUUUUAUACUCGUUCAAGCUAUUCCAGGUUCACGGGAGCGUUCCCUUUGCUUUGGCGCCACGCAGCAGAUGCGCAGAGCACUCUUUCGAAAGCUCUUGAUGCGAACAACAAGAGGCUAGAAGAACUUCAGAAUGAAGUUAACGAGUGGAAAGCGUCGUCGCUGAAGUGGGGAGGCCCUUACAACAACAACAACUUCUACCACAACAAUAACCGCGGAGGAGGAAAAGGCCAGAGGAAUGACAAGAACAAUGAUAAGCCAAAAGGCAAGGGCAAGAAAGGCGGAAAAGGCGGCAAGGACAAGGGCAAGGGCAAGGCCAAAUUACCGAAUGCGUGUUUUGACUGGAUGUGGGGUUUCUGUGAAAAGGAAAACUGUCCUCACGAACAUAAGAAACCAUCUAAAGAUCAGUUUGAGGCCAUGCAGGCUAGCAAGAUGGCUUGGGCAGUGCAGGGCCUUGAUUAUGAUAGCAUCCCGGAUAGCUAGGUGUAGUAUCGGCUUGAAGAGUAUGGUUCCGACAGUCGUGCAUUUAUUGCUAGUGGUUCAAGUUUCGGCUUUGGUAGCCAAGUGUGCUGCAACUUUUUGCUGUCAUUAUUGUAAGCGUGUUUGAGUUAAGUUUGUGCAUAAGACCUUGCUUCUGGAUGUAAUGUGUAUUAUGAGUGUUUUUUUUUGAGUGACUGAUCCGUGAUCCACAGUCGAGUAAUGUUUGGUGUCUUCUUGAAAGUGUCAUGCUAUAUUUUAGUAAACGAACGUGUCUCCAUUGAAAACAUAGCGAUCGUGAUGUGAUGAAGUCAUGUGUUUAUGAUAGUUGUUGGCUUACUGUUGUCUUUGGUUCCUUUUCGUGUAGUACCACUAACUCACCUCCAAAUGAUUCCCAUCAGUCAUCCGUUUUUUGCUCAAGUUUUUCCCAUGAUCAGUUUUUUUUUUGUGCUCCUUAGAUUUUUUUUUUUGCUACCUAAAUUUCAGUUCAGGCUGUGCAUUAGGACUCCGUCCUUCUUUUCAACAAGGAUGGGGGUGUCAAUCAACGAUUCGCCAUAGAAGAAAAAGGAAAGGGUGUAGCAGAUUUCCAUGCUUCAUUUUCUUCACACAGUAUUAUGUGAGAGAAUAUGUGGCGCUUGGCGUCGUGGGCAGCAGGC
Molecule: messenger RNA, 2118 nt
Organism: Amoebophrya sp. A25
Lineage: Eukaryota; Dinophyceae; Syndiniales; Amoebophryaceae
Source: the annotation of a GenBank genome assembly